Molecule: messenger RNA, 2733 nt
Organism: Hymenoscyphus albidus
Lineage: Eukaryota; Fungi; Ascomycota; Leotiomycetes; Helotiales; Helotiaceae
Source: the annotation of a GenBank genome assembly
AUCAAUUGCCAUCCAGAGUGCUGACCCCUUUUCUGGGUGGUGAUUGGCGCAAUCUUAGCUUGGGCGUUGCUCUCCACGUCAGUGAGAUUGGGGUGGACAGGGAUAACAGCUGCGGUGGCUUGCUCCUUCAACCACAACAAGCUGUUGUGCACUGUAACUGACCUUCUGGACUCCCAUCUAUGGAGUUGCUAGUUUCUGACUACCAGUCUACCACUCACACCAUCGCCCAUCAUGGCCUCCACGUAAUUCACCCACCCUCUCUUGUUGAUGUCUGUCUUUACCACCACUGUCCCUUUUGAUUUCCUGUCCCCCAAUAUCAUGUCUGAAUAAACUCAUGUUCUCUUACUUUUACCCUAAGACGCUCACUCACUCACUUGCCUCUGCCCUUGCCAUUUGCUUGAUAACCCGGUCAAGCAGUGCUGGGUGUAAUGUCAACAAAGACCCACCAAUCUCCGCAAAAACCAAAUCGACUUUAUGAUCACACAAAGAACGACUUUCUUCCCCUUUUUACCACACGAAAUCUCCCAAGUCACCAACAACACGAUAUGCGCAAUGGAACACCACAAUCGUCGUCAGUCCAUUGAUCUUGCCUCGGUCGAGUCCAUCCUAUCCUCGGGGGAAAACAAAGCUCCUGCAGCAAUCGUGAGUCCUCACCUUGGGAUGUCGCCCACUCGUCCCAAUGCUGAGAUGGCUCCUCCUCCCCAGCCAACCGCAGGUCAUACUCGUAAUUCUUCCUCGACCACCACAACUCGCGUUCGACCGGUACGCCCACUAUCCCUAAGCUUUCCCGUCGCCCCAAAUCUGCCCGGCAAUGAAUCAACCAGACCAACUCCCGCUACCGCGACUUUCCCUCCCACGCCUAUGGAAAUAGCCCCCUCUCCCAGUGACCCGGACGGUUUUCUCGUUGCUCUAGCUGCGCAAGAACGAAAGGUAUUGGAAUUGAAAGAGGAACUCAACAAGGCAGAACGAGAUCUACACAAUCUGAAAAGGCAAUGGGCAAGCCAUGAGUCAUCAAAGAAACGAGCUGAGAUUAAACAUAAUGCACCACUGCAACAACUCCAGACGGUCGCCUUGGAUAACUCCUCCAAAGAUGCAUCCACCAUUGUGACCCGACACAGCGCAGAGAUGGACCGAAGAAAAAUGCUCCUAAGUAAUAUUAAUAUCCCAAAAGAAUCGAGAAGGAAGGUCAUUACUGGAGGCCACACAAGGACACUGUCUCUCCUCUCGCCAGAAAGGUCGAAUUAUCCUCGACCAUUUCCACCACCACCAGACACAACCUCUGACCAGCCAGCAUCCGCCGGUUUCACCAGGACAGAUUCGAUGCCAAGCACCUCUCAAGGUCUUACAAGGGGCCUCGCGCUUCGUGCUCGACCACUCUCCUACCAAGGUGGUCUUGCUCUGGCCAGUAAUGCUAAAUUGAUUGCCGAGGAUCUCAGAAAUGGUAUGUGGGGAUUCAUGGAAGAUAUUCGACAAGCAACCGUCGGGGACGAGGCGGCACAUGAGCCAACCAAACAAAAUCUCGGUGUCAGGGCGCCUUCGAGGAAAGUCAGUAGAGGCAACUUACGCAACGCCGACAGAACCAGGAAGGUAUCGACUCCACGGUCGGCUUCCCCUAGGAACUGGGAAACGCUGACAGGAACUCCUGCUCCAGCCGAAUGGGAACAAUCCGAGCACGAGCAAACCACCCAGACGACGACCGGGUUGAAGUCCAAAGCACCAAAGACCGUUUCUCUCGCUGCCUCAGCACUUGACGAUCUAGACGACGACUGGUCGAAUUGGGAUUCUCCCCCUCCGAAAAGUCCUCGAUGGAGCAGUAGCACCACCGCUUCUGACCCUGCUACACCCUCCAACAGCAAUCUCGAUGAUCGCGCUAUCAAGUGAGUAACCCCCCUGUUUAUCUCCCUGCAGCCAAACAUUAACCAUCUUUUUUUCCUAGAAUCCUCGACCAGCUUGAUACUCCGUCGAAAGACCUUCAAUGGCCAGCUUCUUUGGAUAUCCUUACUCCGGGCAAUAUUCGCAAGACCUUUUCCACUGUUAUGCAGGAUUGGGAGAAAAGUCUUUCUCCGUCACUUGUUGAGGAAGGUCCUCGAGAGAUGUCUUUGGAGUCUGCUGUGGGUAGUGGGGAGACGAAGGAUGAUAGCGAGGCUACUCACGAAGCUCUGAUGCUUUCUAGAUGAGCCUGUUUUUUCUUCUCCAUACAUUUCUGCAUGCAUACAUACAUUUUUGGUGGUUUCUGCAUACGCAUCGCAUCGUAUGUAGAAUAUUUCUUGGCGGAAUGAAAACUGAAGACCUGGAAAUGAAGAAUGGAAAUGAUGUGGCGCUAUUGAUUUGGAUGCGUCGAUUGGGUCUUGUUAAUUAUCAAAAGAGGGAUUUUUUGGGAGGGAUGGAUGGAUUGUAUAUGCUUCGUUUUUGAUGCACACAUACACAUACAUACAAAAGCAUACUUGCAUGGUAGAUAAGAACGCCCACAGCUUUGGUUUAGGAGGAGUUGGAUUGGGUAGGAAAGGGUAAUUAGUCAGUCUCUUGAGAGAUUCCUUUUGAUAGGUAAACGUAAUGACUGGGAGAUGAAUGUAAUGAAUUAGGAAUACUCGUCUGUUUUCUUUGGUGUUUGUGUAUGCUGUGGUAUUCUAAUGGUCCGUGGCGAGGUGGAGUAAGGUAACGUGGGGUAAAACGCUUUAAUACUACCUAUCUGUAUAAACUAUAAAUGUAAACGUAGAUGGUUGUCAUUCAAUU